AUGCUGUUUACGACGCGAAAGCCAAGGCGCGAGGCCAACGGGGAGUCCGCGUGCCCGCCGCCUCCCUCUUCUCUAUCGUCUCCUCAUUCUACUCGAUUCCACAGGAGGAAGAAGGAGAAAACGAAAAAAAAAUUGUCUUCGCCCCCGCCGAAACCGUUCCCCGAUGACCGCCGUGCUGACCGCGGGUGCAGCCCCCAGCUCACGCGGAGAAGGAGCCGAAGACACUCGGCUUCCUCUUCUGACGUGCCGGCGUCCUCGCUGUCGCCUUUGCCGCCUGUGCUGAUUGAUCUCUGUUCAGACCAAGACGAAAAUGACGCGAAAAGCCGUGAGGUCACAGACGCGCACUGCGCGGGGCCACGCGAAAGCAAGUCGCCGGCGCGUUCGCCAUCGCCGCCUUCGUGUGCUCUGUUCCCAGCCUACGCAGCGAGAGUUGCAAGUCAACGCCUGACUGUGGAAGACGAGUCUCCGCCGGACUCCUCUUUUCGCUCCUUCUCAUCAGCAGUCCGCGACACCGAGGCAGAACUCUCAGUCUCUGGUUCCUCGUUUCUGAUUCAGCGGGCACUCGGGGAAGCGCCCGCGACGCCUGAUUUUGGUGCGGCUGUCUCUUCUUCUGCCUCUGCCCUUUUUGGACCCUCCGCCUCCUCAGGCGGUGGAAAGGGACAGGCGGCUGCAUGGUCUCUCCACAGCCCAGGGGCGGCCUGGCGCGACACCGAGAGUGCGGCAGGAUCGAGGCCUGCGUGGCUGACUGUCGGGAAAAGCUUCACUGCCUUACGCGCCUCCGGCGGCAACGGCCGCGCGCUGUGGGCGUCCUCCGGCGCGGGCUCCAGCAGGCCUCUCGGGCUCCUGGGGCACGAUGGGGACAGGGACCCUGCCUCUCUGGCCGCGGAGGGCGUGCGAGAGACGAGGCGGCAGGAGGAACAGAGUCUCUUGGAAAUGAAGUUCCUCCUGGGGCGCGACGAAGAGACUCUGAAGAGGCGCUCGCGGAGACGGGAGCGGCAGAACGGGCUUCAGUACGAAGACCUCGACCUCGACUCUGUGCUGCCUCCGCCGUCGUCGGUCUUCUCUGCAGAAGACUUUGACGAGCUCGCGGGUUUCGGUCCGCCGGCGCCGGCCUGGACGAGCGCUCAAGGCGUGACGCGCGGGAGACAGCUCGAUGCCCUCGCUGAUACAUCCGAGGCAGGAGAGACAGAGGCCUCAGAAGACGAAGUCAGACGGCGUCGCGAGGGGCCGAGCCGCCCUCAGGGCAGAGAAACAGAGAGAAGGAGGAGGAAGGGCGAGACUGAGGAGGGUGUGCGCUCGUAUUCCGCGCGGGGCGGGGAGGGUGAACAGAGAAGGCGAGGAAAUAAAAGGUGCAAAGAAGGCGACUCUGAAGAAGACGAGGCGGAGCAAAUGCCUGCGCUGCGUUUGUUCAGCUUCACACUUUGGGGCCGCGGGGCGCCGGAUGCGGCGCGGAAGGCCCAGAAGAAGGAGACGGAGGUCGAUGAUCGAACGCAACGGCGGGAGGCUCUUGGAAAAGCGGAGCGAGCAGCGCUUGAGGCCGGCGGCGACGGAAUGCCCUACUACGAGAGGGUUCCCUUUAUCGUGUCUUCGUCAUCACCUUCUUCACCCUCUUCUUCAUCUGCUUCCGCUCCUUCUUCAUCUGUCGCUCUGGCGCGGCUCGCGCGGGCCUCGGGCCGCCCCAGCAGGCGGCCGUCCUCGCUGCGGCCUUCCACGCCCCUGUCGGUGGUUUUUCUGCCUGUUCUCUGUUCUUCGCCGUCGGCUGAAAAAGCCUCCGCGCCCAGGGAUCGGGCUUCGGCGGCAGCGCGGCGAGGAGGCGGCGAGAAAGACGCGCCUGCAGUGGAGGCCGUCGUCGCGCCCGAAGAACGCAGAGAGCGAUUGCAGGGCGCCGAAAAUGAAGACGCAGGCCUCUACAGUGUAGCUGUGACGUUCGAUGUUGAAGGCGCGGAUCCCUCAGGUCGAGAGAAGGACGAGGAGAAGGCGAAGGAGAUCGCGCGAGACGCCGCGGCUGUAGGCCCGCUCCGAGGCGCGGGCGAGGAGAACGCGGAUGUCGAGCUUCAGGUUGAGCAACUGCGCCAGCGGCUGCACCUGCGCUGUCGGCGCGUUCCUGGAGACGUAUCGGCGUGGAUUUCACAAGUUGCGUUCGAGCCCGCGUUCCUCUUUUUCAGCCGAGCCGCCCGGAGCGCCGCAGCGCUAGUUAGCCAGGGCUGCCACAGGCAACUGUCCCUCCUGCAUGCCGCGCGCGUCGCGAACCCCAUCGACCUCCACCUCCUUUUCCUCUCUCUCCUCUUCGCCUCCCUCGAGGACGAGCCUGCGCGAGCGCUCUACACCUGGCGCCGCGCGCUGCUGCAGCUGCCGGUCUCGCCGCGAGGCACCGCCCUCGCGCCUGCGCAUGUACGGAGUGCGCCCCGCGCUCUGCAGGCCGCGCACUCUGCGGGCGCCGCGGAGGGCGCAGGACAGGAGGUGGCGCCGGAGGACGGAGGGGGUAGAGCCUCGCAGGGCGAGCAGGACGGGGAACGGGGGGCUGGCGGGGCUGUAGCGCCCUGUUUCGUGCUUGCAAACUGCGAGGGCAGACUGUGGCUGGAGCACUUCCUCUUCGCCGUCGGCGUCUUCGACAUGUUUUCCGUUUCAGCGGCCCGCGCGCUUGCAGGCGACCUCCUCGACAUCCUCCACGCGCGCCGGGCGGAAGGAAGGCAGUGCCGAGCAAGAGGGGCGAAGGAAGGAAGCGAGGUAUGGAGGAGUGGGGGAGAGAGCGGCGCAUGCGGACGCCUGCCGAGCGAGUCGCCGCGUAUGCAAAUCAUGCUGGGUGGAUUGAUGCCGUGUGAACUCCUCUCGGGACACGCGAGCUUUGCCGUGAGGCUGCUGCAGGCUCUCCUACACGUGGGGGUCUACGCAGCGAGCCUGGGCGCUGGUGGGCGCGUCCUUGGUCUUCAGCAGCUCGAGCUCGCCUUCGCUUCGUCACACAACCUGCACUUCGGUGACCCGUGUGCGGGCUACCUCCUUCUCUCCACGAGGCAGCUUUCGUCUUUGGUCAGUGAUGCUUCUUCGCUCUCUUCAUCCUCGCAAGCCGACGCCGCCUCGCGAGAUGGCGCCGAGGAGCUCCGUUUGUGCGAGGCCGUCGAUGAGUGGGUCGCCAGCGAGAGGCGGCGCCUGCGAGAAGCCCACGCCAGGGGAUUUUCGUUCCUUGAGGCGGACGCGCUGAGGAGGAAAAACUCAAGGCGCGACUUGGGGUUUGAGGGAGUGCAUGUCCUAGGCCUCAGCGACGCGUCGGAGGGAGGCGAGGGAGCAAAUUUCUCUGAAUUAUUUUUCACAUUCUUCCUCCAGCAGGCCAGCCAGGCGGUGUCGCUCUUUGACUGGUUCCUUGCCGCCGAAGAGGCCAGCUCGCGGCUCGCGUGGUGUAGAGUCGAGGGCGACGCAGAGGGAGUCGAACGGUCGCAGAAGGCAGAAAGCAAGAAGAGGAAAAACACUGAAGAGCCUGGCGCCUGGUGCUACCCCGCCCCCUCGCCGUCCUGCCGCCUACCGCCCGCGAGGACUCCAGUCGCCGCUGCUGUGUUUUCCUCGCUUCCCGUCGAGGCUGUCUUUUCGCUCGGCUCGCCGCGGGCCUCCAGGGGCGAUGCGCAGCGGCCAGACGAGUGCGUUGCCCUCAAGCGCCUUUGCUUCCCACGUGAGGAUGAAGAUGUCGCCGGCGCUGAGACGGGAGAGGGUGUGGCGACUGCGCCCUGUGGAGAGCGAGGAGAGUGCGCAGGGCUUGGUGACGAAUGUGAAGAGGAGAGGAAAAAGGCGCGGCAACGCGACGUCCUCCUUUCAGGCUUGGAUGCCUUGGCCUCGCCAUCUCUUCACCGCUUCUGCUCGAACCACCCGCGCGCCAUCCGCGCCGCUGAGCGCACCACCGACGCUCGUCUGCUGCUCACGCUUGACCUCCUCCUUCGCGGGGCUUCUGCGCCGCAGGCCUCGUCGUCCGCCGCUUUUCCAAUCGGCUCCCGCCGCGACGCGGGUCAAGACCCUAGCCAGGAAGGUGACGGCAGCUCUUUUCCGCCGCGGGUUGAUCGCGCGGAGGAGGGCGACAAAACGGGGACGAAGGCGAAGAAGGCGCGGAGGCGAGAGGGGCAUCCCGGCGCGCUCUUUGGCUCCUGGUGGCCUGACAGUGCCUUGGGCGGGGAGGAGGAGGAAGCCUCCUUCGCGGCGACGCUGGCGGGCGCGUGGCGCUGCGCCGAGGAGAGGAUGCGGCAGGCCUCUGCCUGGUACGAGGCGCAACGCGGAAAGAAAGAGAACGACGGCGAGGCUACCUCUACACAUAGACGAUUGGAUGAAAUCGCACGAAAGGACGCAGACGCGGCAAGCAAGACUCACGUAGAGAGACGCAGCUUGACGCACCGUCUGGGGGCUGCGACGGCGGACGAAGGAAGCAGAGACGAAUACCGGAACGAAGAGGGGAAGAUCAAAGGAGGCGGCGAAGACGAGGAGGGCAGCGCCGCCGGAGGCAUGGAGAAGGAGCUGCGAGAAGGAUCAGGAAGGACUCGCGCACAGCUCAUCGGGCUCCUCGCUUCACAGGCUCUACUCUGUCUUCCGAGGGAUCCGUUGGUCGCCUACUGCGUCAUGGCUGCCUGCCGCAGCCACAAAGUCACCAAGACCGUCCUGCGGCUCUUCCCCGCGAGCCCCGGCCUCUGGCUCGCCUACGCGUCCUCCCUCUACCACACCGCCUUCCAGCAGCCCCCACGGCGCUCUCCGCCUCCACCGUGGCUCAGCUCUCCGCCUGCAACCCCUUCUGCCUCGUCGGAGUCGACAGGCGUGCCUGCGCGGAAAAGAGAGAGAAACGCCGGCGCCGCGGAGAGAAGUCCGCUGGCGGCGGCGCGGCGCGUGAUGCUGACGUGUUGCGCCGCGUUCACUCGGCACCUUCCGCUCGCCGCCUCGUGGGUGCAUCUGGAGCUCCUUUCGAAGAAAUCGCUGGCUGUCUCGACGCCUCCCGCGUCCGCGGCGGCGGCGCUCGCUGCGCGCCUCUCCGCGAGCCCGCAAGACGUGCUGCGCCUCUGCGACGCGCUCGCCUCGCCACUCGACGGCACGCUGGCUACGCUCUGCUGGACGUAUCCGCUCCUCUCUGCGCGAGCGCCUGCCGCGCCUGCAGCUGCAGCUGCGGCCGCUCCUGCUUCGGGUCUCGCCGGUGGGUUGCUGGUGCCGUGGGAGGGCGCAGGCGUCUCGUCCUGGGCAGUCGAGAUUGCCUGCUGCGCCGCGGAGGAAAGCUUCGCCUCGGCCGCGGCUCGGUUGACUGCAGCGGGCGCAGCCCAGGGGGCAGACCGUCCGCCCGCGGCUGCGACAGAAAACCGAAAAAGAGCUGGAGAAGGGGCGACGGGACAGAGCGAGGCGGAGCCGCAGACUGCGACGGCGUGCAUGUCGCGCAGUCGGCUGAAAGCUGCCAAACUGAAGUUCCUCCACCGCUUCAAGACUCUUCUUGCAGAGAAACAGGGUACCGUCUCACCGGCGGAAGAGCAGGAGUUUCCGCUUUUCUCGUCGCCGCUUUUUUCGUGUGUAUAUCUCCUCUGCGUGUUAUCCGCCGCCCUCGCCCCCUCGGCGCCCGGCCUCGCAGUGUGGCGUCUCUUUAGGCGCGCGGCGCUUCCAGUCGCCUUCGCACUCUCUCCCGAGCUGCGCUCUUCGGCAGGCGUGCCUCCGCCAACGCCCGCGAAAUCGGCACCGGGCCCCGCUGCGUGCCCGUCUCCGUCUUUGUCUGGCUCUGCUUCCUCUUCCUGUCGGGCGGCCUCUUUGGCCGCUGCGGAGGAGGCAAAUGGAGAGACGCCCUCAGCAGCCGACGUCAGUGGUCUGCCAUUUCUGGCUGGAGUCUCGGAUCAGAAUCUGACGGGCGUGUCUGCGGCUGCAGAGGCAGGCGCGCGUUUAUACGGGGAAGCAGCGCGGUGCCUGGAGCUGCUGUUCACGUUUCUGCUGGCGCUGCUGCUGGCGCUCCGCCGCUCGGACCCGCGAGGGGCCCUGCCAAUUCCCAGAAACAGGGGAAGACGAGCGAGACGGGGAGCAGGCGAGGACGAUGUCGAGCGCGGGCGCGAACUCGGCACCAGGCAAAGCCGCUACUAUGGAGAGUGGGAAAAGCAAACGAGGGAGGAAGAUGUCCUGCUGCGAGCCGCUGAGCUCUCGCUUGCUUUCUUCCCUCGCAACCGACUCUUCCUCGCGGUGUACGUACAGCACUUCCGGCGCUGCAACACAGAUGCGUUCGAUGUGCGGCACCGCCUUCUGCACCUACUACGCGUCCCCUUCCUCGGCCUUUCCUCUUCGCCCUGGCCGUCUGCAGCGCGAGCGCCCCGGGGGGCGCCCCCGACCGCUCGCGAAGGAGACGCAGCUGUGGACCGGGACGAAGGCAGGAACGAGGCGGGCGGCGGAGCCCGCGGGGCGAGGAAGCCGCGGCGCUGGGAUGUGGGGCGCGUCGGAGGCGGGGGAGAAGGAGACAGGGCCGCAGCGCCGCAGGCCCUGGAGACCGCAGACUGCGGACGCGAGAGCGAAGACGGACGGUGUGCCUCCGCUGCAGCAGAGGAGAGCGCGCGAGGGCGAGCGGUUGGAAACGCAGGUCGCUGCGGAGAGAAGAGGAAGCAGAUGCUGAGGCGCGAGGGGCGCGAGCGAACUGAAGGCAGCGGGGCCGUAGAGCAAGAAGGCGCGGAUACAGAUGAGGAAGGGGAUGAAGUUGAGGCGGCAGUGGUCGCCGACGCUAGAGGACGCGACGCUGAUCAUGGAGAUGAUCUCGCUGCAGACGGGGCCUUUUCCCUGGCGUCUCUCGAGGCCUGCGUCCUCGCCGAGCUCCUCACUGGCGCCCCGUCUCUUAAGUUCCUCGCAGCUGCGUUCGAGUCUGCGCUUCACGCCGCUCAACAGGCUAUUGCGUAUGAGGCAUGGCCUUUCUCGAUCCGUCCCGGGCCUCCAUCGGUUCCUCCUUCGCCCCGCUCUUUGGGUUUUUCGUAUGAGGCGCCGACGUCGUCGCUCGCGAAGGAGGCCAUUUUCUUCCUGUAUGCCCACGUCCUUUUCCUUAGCCUUCGGUCGCUCCCCGGACACGGCGGAGGCCGCGGGGCGGGCGCGGCACGAGCACAGGUGGCGGGAGACGCCCCGGAGUCAGGGUCAGAGCGCAAGAGACGGAAGGCCCUCGAGAGAGACCUCGACAGAGUGCUCGUCCGAGCUGUCACGCAGUGUCCGUACUCGAAGAGGCUGUGGCUGCUGCGCCUUCGGCGGCUGGCGUCUGUCCGCGCGCUGCGCCGCGCCUCCUCGUCAGACUCAAUCCGUCCCUCGGCGCUCGUCUUCUUCUCUCCGGAAGAUCGCAAGCCGCCGAGAAAGCGCGUCCCCGUUGCAUCAGCUGCGCUUCCUUCUGUCUCUUCCUUUGCAUCUUCUCGCUCCUCUUUGCCCUCGGAUGUCGAUGCGGAAGCUCGAACUGAGCCCGAGGGAGAAUCGGCGCGCAAAGCGCCGCCCAGCGAACGACAAGGACCCUUCAGCUCGUGCGGGGGAGAGAGAGAAAGGAAGAAAACAGACACUCGGGGAAGCGCGCAUCACGACGCGCGAGAGCAGGAGCUUGCGGCAGUGAACCUGUCGCUCUCUGCGGACGACGAGGUCUUCCUUCAGUGCCUCGAGGACGUGUGGGAAAAAGGAAUCGCGCUGAACUUCGAUCCGCUGCUUGGAUUCGUGUGA
Besnoitia besnoiti is the source of this 7662-nucleotide messenger RNA. RefSeq lists its product as uncharacterized. The coding region runs from base 1 to 7662 and encodes 2553 amino acids. The record is from RefSeq and is a predicted model, not a curated record. Lineage: Eukaryota; Apicomplexa; Conoidasida; Eucoccidiorida; Sarcocystidae. The transcript has 9 exons.